AUGGAUAUGGCCCUUGACAAGCAAAAAUAUCAACUGUACACGGCAAAGUCCAGGCCGGAACUAUGGAAACAAUUUGAGGAUGACCACCACCCACUCAAUGCCGCAUGGCCUCUCUUCCUGGAUCAAGACCCCUGUUACCAGAAAUACGCCAAAUGGCUGGCUGAAUAUGAGGGCCUAGCAGAAUAUCAAUUCGCUAUAGUUGAGCGGAAUCAUGACGACGAAACCAUCGUGGCCUGUGGCCGUUCCAUUCCAUUCUACUUUCCCGAGCUGGACGACAAGAAAUUCACCCAAGAAGAAGCCCUGCUCCGCUUACCAGAAGGGGGAUACGAUGCUAUCCUAACUCGCGGCAUCGAGCAGUACCGAAGAAGAAUGUCUCCGGACACAGCCACGGCAACGCUUUUUCAUAAAAGCAAUCGUGACUUUGACGCGGCCUGCUCAUUUGCAAACCCACCCAAUGCACUGUCCGCCAUCUCCAUCACCGUCCGUCCUGAUCGACGCUCCCUUGGCCUAGCAGAAGCCGUGAUCCAAGCCAUGAAGCAAACAGCCAUAAAAAAAAACCUUGAUGUUCUUGUCGUACCUCUUCGUCCGACCCGAAAAAGCGAAUUCCCAUCUGUGGACAUGGCUGAUUAUAUCACCUGGCCGCAGCUUCCAAUCAUGCCGGAUCUGGACCUUCCAUUUGACCCUUGGCUGCGAAAACACAUCCGUCUUGGGGGGGCAGAUCAUCAAGGUAGCUCCGACAAGCAUGAGGGUAGAGGGGAGCAUCGCCGAUUGGCAGCAUUGGACGCGCAGUGA
Molecule: messenger RNA, 792 nt
Organism: Penicillium manginii
Lineage: Eukaryota; Fungi; Ascomycota; Eurotiomycetes; Eurotiales; Aspergillaceae
Exons: 1
Coding region: 1-792 (263 amino acids)
Source: RefSeq, a predicted model, not a curated record